This is a messenger RNA of Phialemonium atrogriseum, 734 nucleotides long. RefSeq lists its product as uncharacterized. The record is from RefSeq and is a predicted model, not a curated record. Lineage: Eukaryota; Fungi; Ascomycota; Sordariomycetes; Cephalothecales; Cephalothecaceae. The coding region runs from base 158 to 424 and encodes 88 amino acids. The transcript has a single exon.
CUCCAGGUCAUGUUUCGAUGCGUGACUAUUCUGCCAUCAUCCUGGCCUCAACUCUCCUGCUACGCCAUCACUGAUUCAACAUCCGGUCUCUUGGAAAAUAUGUUGGGACGCUGGGGUUGCAACGCGAUGGAGCGUCAUCGUGCAUCGUUACAAACCUAUGAAAACCCUGCUCCAGGUUGCUUCGCUUGUCCCUGUUUCAAGCUUUUUAUAUAACACAGUGGUAGGUGAACCAGACAUCGCAGCACAGCACAACACAUCAUAUCAAGCACGGCAGCUGUUGCUCCCUGCUCGAUCGCGGCCCUACGAAUUUCCCCCCUUCUUGGAGCCGGAUGACUUCUACCUUACACCUGGCCGCUCGAGUGUGCCCGGCCAAAUCAACCGUCGCAUGAUGAUAUCUCACUCGUCAACGCCCACCAUCCCUUGAGGCCCUGUAUUCCUUGAGCACUUGUCACACCAGCUUAAGAGCCGUGUCGCCUUGGUCGAGAUCUGUCAACCAGGGCUUGCUGUGGACUAGCCUCCACAGUAGGUUGCCAAACUUCACCUUCGCCUCUGAAGGCGACAGAAGGACUUGGAUAGGAAAAUAAGGCAGGUCCCAUUUGGAUUGCAUCUUCCGGGUUAUACGUGGCCCCUCUCAUCCGCAGUUGCCACGCCACAUGGACGAGUAUACGUGGAAGCUCCGUGUCGACUGUCUUGCUGAUUCUCAUGUACGCAUGUCCACGCGUUUCUUUUGCUGU